Phalaenopsis equestris is the source of this 711-nucleotide messenger RNA. Its product is annotated as probable pre-mRNA-splicing factor ATP-dependent RNA helicase DEAH5. The record is from RefSeq and is a predicted model, not a curated record. Gene Ontology annotation, biological process: spliceosomal complex disassembly. Lineage: Eukaryota; Viridiplantae; Streptophyta; Magnoliopsida; Asparagales; Orchidaceae. The transcript has a single exon. Gene Ontology annotation, molecular function: RNA binding. Gene Ontology annotation, cellular component: intracellular anatomical structure; catalytic step 2 spliceosome. The annotation marks the transcript as partial.
AAUGUGUAUAACCCUAAACAAGGUCUUGAUUCUCUGGUCAUCACUCCUAUAUCUCAAGCAUCAGCUAAGCAAAGGGCUGGCAGGGCGGGCCGUACUGGUCCAGGAAAAUGUUAUCGUCUUUAUACCGAGAGUGCCUAUCGCAAUGAAAUGUCACCUACCACAAUUCCAGAAAUUCAGAGGAUUAAUCUUGGGACAACAACUUUGAAUAUGAAGGCUAUGGGGAUUAAUGAUCUCUUGUCUUUUGAUUUUAUGGAUCCUCCAUCACCUCAGGCCCUUAUAUCUGCAAUGGAACAACUGUACAGUCUAGGAGCUUUAGAUGAAGAGGGACUUUUGACUAAAUUAGGGAGAAAAAUGGCAGAUUUCCCAUUGGAUCCUCCAUUAUCGAAGAUGUUGCUUGCCAGUGUGGACCUUGGAUGCAGCGAUGAAAUCUUGACCAUCAUUGCUAUGAUUCAAACUGGCAAUAUUUUCUAUAGGCCAAGGGAGAAGCAAGCCCAGGCAGAUCAGAAGCGGGCCAAGUUUUUCCAACCAGAAGGUGACCACUUGACUUUGCUUGCUGUUUAUGAGGCGUGGAAAGCUAAGAACUUUUCUGGCCCUUGGUGUUUUGAAAACUUCGUACAGUCGCGUUCUCUUAGGAGAGCUCAAGAUGUCAGGAAGCAACUUCUCACUAUUAUGGAUAGGUAUGAUUUUGAUGAACUCGCUUCUUUUUCUUCU